This is a messenger RNA of Nymphalis io (European peacock), 3409 nucleotides long. RefSeq names its product lipid scramblase CLPTM1L. The coding region runs from base 76 to 1692 and encodes 538 amino acids. The transcript has 8 exons. Gene Ontology annotation, cellular component: endomembrane system; membrane. The record is from RefSeq and is a predicted model, not a curated record. NCBI's taxonomy places the organism in Eukaryota, Metazoa, Arthropoda, Insecta, Lepidoptera, Nymphalidae.
UGUAUAGAUACCGUGAUAAGCCUGCGUAAAAAUUAUAGUUUUAGUCAACUAUAAAAGAAAAAGAACAAUAAAAGAAUGAAGUAUAUUUCAGUUACAUUGAUUUUGUCACUAGUUUUUGCAGGAUAUGUAAUUAAUACAAUUUGGACAUUAGCCGAAAUUUUUAUUCCACCGGAAUGUAGUCGUGGCGAAAGAUGUUUUUCUAAUUAUUUAGCAUCAAAUCCAGUACAGCAUCUGGUCUUAUAUACUUCUGUUAAGGAGUAUCCUUAUAGAAAUGGAAUCUAUGAGGCUUCUGUAAAUAAAGUGCAUACUUCCCUAAAAUUUGAUUAUCGGAAUGAAGCAAAAGUGGUUGUGACACUGAAAAUACCUCGUAAGACCCGUAACAAUGGAACAUUAUUCAUGCAUGCAGUUUUAUUAGAUGAAAAACGGCUUUACGACGAUUUUAUUGAUAUAUUUCGUACUGAGUCAGUACACACAUUACCUUUAGUAACACACACUGAACCACAAGCUGCUACAUUUAAUCUUCUACAGUCCAAUGAUGAAGAAAAAAAACCAAAAUCUGAAAAAAAACUGAAGCCAUAUUCACAUAUAGCAACAAUUGCACCAUUAGCUGUUCUAACUGACAACUUAAAUCUGCCCGUUCACAAAAUACCUGCUGAAUUAUAUCCUUAUAUGAGGGUAAGAGGUGAAAAAUUCCUUCCUAUUAUUCAGCAUAAUGUUUUAAAAUCUCGAAUUUCUCAUUUGCAACUCCUGAACAGCAGUACACCGGAAGUGAACGUAACAGUCACUGUAGCCCCUGCUACGUAUGGGUCCCUACGCUUGGCUUUACAUGUUCGUCUUGCAUUGGAACAACUUCAUGGGUUAGGUUUCAGUGACAAAGACGUAGAUGAUGUUAAAGGAAUAUUUGCUGAUACCAAUCUGUAUUUGCUAUCUGCAACAGUCUUAAUUGCUAGCUGUCAUCUGUUAUUUGACUUCUUGGCAUUUAAGAAUGAUGUGUCCUUUUGGAAGCGUAAGCGGUCCCUGGCUGGUCUGUCCGCUCGGACUGUCAUUUGGCGUGCUUUCUCACAAUUAGUCAUUUUCUUUUAUCUCUUAGACGAACAAACAUCAUUAUUGGUUCUUGUUCCUGCCGGUAUCAGUGCAGUGAUAGAGGCGUGGAAGGUGAGCGUGGUGCUGCACGUGCGCGUGUCGCGCGCGGGCUGGCGGCUGCGCGUGUGGCGCGCGGGGCCGGACGCGUCCGAGCGCAGCACGGCGCGCGCCGACCGCGAGGCCAUGCGCUACCUGGCGCUGCUGCUCUACCCGCUGUGCGCCGCCGGCGCGCUCUACUCGCUGCUCUACGAGCCGCACCGCGGCUGGUACUCGUGGGCGCUGACGAGCGUGGUGAACGGCGUGUACGCGUUCGGGUUCCUGCUGAUGCUGCCGCAGCUGUUCGUGAACUACCGCCUGCGCUCGGUGGCGGCGCUGCCGUGGCGCGCCUUCAUGUACAAGGCCUUCAACACGUUCAUCGACGACGUGUUCGCCUUCAUCAUCACCAUGCCCACCGCGCACCGCGUGGCCUGCUUCCGCGACGACCUCGUCUUCCUCGUCUAUUUGUACCAAAGAUGGUUAUAUCCCGUAGACAAGUCUCGAACCGACACCGCCUCCAGCAUGGACGAGAAUCCCGAGGAGCUGGAGCCCAUCAAGCAGAAAGAUGACUGAUGAAUGAUAUGCUUAAUUAGUAAACAUAAGUUUACAUAAUUAUUAUUAUUUUAGUUAAUCAUGUGCUAUGGCUAUGGUGCUAUACGAUGCGCAUUGAACGAUUAAGAGGAAGCAUUGUGCGUAUCAUUUAUACGUCUACCAGGAAAAUCUUACCCAUUGAGGAUGUAAUUGUUAAAAGAAAAUAAAGAAUUUUACUGGUGGUACAGCUUUGUGCAAGAUCAUGCGGGUAGGUACCUCCCACUUAUCAGAUAUUCUACCGCUAAGCAGCAGUACUGGUACUGUUGUGUUCCGGUUUGAAGGGUGAGUGAGCCAGUGUGUAACCAGUGUCGUUGUCGUUUUCAAGGUUGGUGGCACAUUGGCGAUGUAAGCGAUGGUUAACAUUUCUUACAAUGCCAAUGUCUAUGGGUGUUGAUGGUCACUUACCAUCAGCUGGCCCAUUUGCUCGUCCGCCUACCUAUACCAUAAAAAAAACUUUGUUUUUACUGUCACGCACUACAGAACUAAUAGAAAAUAAUCCAAAAAAAACUAGUUAAAUUAUUUCUGUUAAGAUGAUUCGUUCGAUUCCAACAGAGUAGACUAUAAGCCAACAUGUUGGUGAUGUACGAGCUGUCUUUUUUAUGUUACUAUAUGGUGGUGGGUAAUUAACCCCAUAAAUAUCAUUUCCAAGAAGGGUUGGCCUUAAGCUGGCGGUCGGCUGUAGAAUAUUGUGAAUAUUUUCUUGUAUACCAAUCAGCCCGCUACCCCAAAUAAAUAGGCUGGUUGGAAAAAAGCCUUUGGAUAAUGUAAUAUAUAUAAAGUCUUGUUAUAAUAUGUUGAAUUCAAAAUUAAUCAUCACAAUAAAGACCAACAUAUUUUAUUUCUGGUGGGUAUUAUUUAAAGGUACCGAAUGCUUAAUGCUAAUAAUACAUUUAAUUAAGUUUUAUGUUUUACACUUGUUUUUUUUCUUUUAUAAAUAAAGCAAGUAAAAAUAUCAAUCACAAUUACAAUCAAUGUCAAAGAAAAAAAUCAUAAGUUUUAAUGCUGUACCUGAUGGCAAUAUAAAUGAUACGUAAAUUGCUUGGAUAAAUUUCACUUAAUAUUAAUAUUUAUUUAUUUAUUAUUAUAUAAUUAGAUACAUUAUAUUUCGAGAACAAUAAGUUAAUUGUUCGAUAAACGAAUUUAUUUUUAAAUUGACUGACGAACGUUAUUAAUAUAAAAUGGUCUAAACUGACAGAUAUAUAUGGUAACACUUAGCAAAUACAAUGUUGUAUGAUUUUAAAUGUUCCUUUUUAUUGUCACUAAAGCCAAAAUUGACAUUAGCAUAUCGAGGCAUUACUCUAGUAUAAAUACUCUGUUGUGUUUAUUUUAAAAUACAUAUAUAUACUUAAUUUAUUUGAAUAGAAUAAUUUUAAUCGAAUGAAAUCCUAAAAUUUUUUUUUUAAAUUAUUUAUUGUUAAUGUGUCUGUGUGUCGUACGUACUAUUCCUCAGUAUAAACUUUGUCUAUUCGAAUUUAUUUAUUUUUUUAGAGUUGCCAUCUUAAAAAUAUUCAAAACAGUAUAUACUUCUUGUAUUUAAAUUUAAAACUAAAUUUUAAACUAAGUGUUUAAUUUUUGUAAAAAUACAACUUCUUAAAAAAUAACCUUCAUAUUAUAAUUGUUUGUAUUAUAAAUUCCAAAAGUGUCCGAUUGUUAUAAAUAAGUACGCUUUUCACUAAAUAAGUGAAGCCGGGUUUUUUUC